Drosophila guanche is the source of this 1214-nucleotide messenger RNA. RefSeq names its product protein THEM6. The record is from RefSeq and is a predicted model, not a curated record. NCBI's taxonomy places the organism in Eukaryota, Metazoa, Arthropoda, Insecta, Diptera, Drosophilidae. The transcript is spliced from 4 exons. Bases 233 to 1039 code for a protein of 268 amino acids.
GGCCAGAGAGCAAAAAAAAAAAAGAAAAGGAAAACGGAAAAUAUCGUUAUUCCAGCAGCUGUCCUCAGGCCACCACAGUGGUUUCCGGAACUGUUCCAGCACCAAGGCCCCUGGCCCACACGUACCCAGCCCACCGCCCACCGCCCAAAGCCCAACCGCCUACGUCAGAGCCACAACAGCCACACAGCUAGAGGCCAACGCAACAGUCACAUCAGUCAGCAUCUUCGCGACCAUGGAGCAGCUGUGCUACCUGGCCCUGGGCUGCCUCCUGGUAAUCGUGUUCCUCUACGGACUCCUCGAGCUGCACUACUUCCUGCGCAUGUGCAUUUGCAUGGUUCUGGCGCGAUUCGUGAAGCGGCGCUGCCACAUACUGGACGCCACAACGGUGAACGGUCUGUGCCUCACCAACGAUGUGGACACGCUGCUGUAUCACAUGAACAAUGCCCGCUACUUCCGGGAGCUGGACUUUGCCCGCGUCGACUUCUACGAGCGGAGCAAUCUGUACCGCACCAUCAGGGGCAUGGGCGGAUCCGUGUUCCAGGGCGCUGCCACCAUACGCUAUCGCCGCUUCAUCCGGCCCUUUCAUCGCUUCAACAUUAUCUCCAGGAUCGUGUACUGGGACGAGCAGUCGCUGUUCAUGGAGCAUCGCUUUGUGCGGCCCUCGGAUAAGUUUGUGCACUGCAUAGCCAUUUGUCGGCAGCGCGUCAUUGACGUGUCCAUGGAGGCGGUGAUGGCCGAGCUGCUGCCACGAACGGCCUCCGACCAGUACCGGCCAAUGGAGCGGCAAGUGGUGGCCGGCUCGGAGGCUGGCCUGCAGCCCAUGAGCGUAACCGGCGGCAUCAGUAAUCCAGCGAUGGAUCAAUCCUCUCUGGCCGAGAAUGGACACGCAGCAGCAGCAGUGCCAGCGACAGCGCCCGCGACAGCCCCAACGACAGCACUGGGGCACUGUGCCAAGCUGAAGCCACCCCUGCCACCGGAGCUGUCCAAGUGGAUCGAGUACAAUGACAUGUCCAGCAAGAAUCUGCGCAGCGGCUGCUGACGGGAGCUGCCAAACUGGAGCUCGUCACUUCUCCCGACACAUUUCUAAAGAACAAAAACAAACUGUGCUACUCGUACUAUGUAUACAUGUUUAAGUGGUCCCAGUGACCCUAGGCGUAAGUGUCCGCCCCUAAACCCUAGCUUUAUCUAAUGUAUGAUGAUGAUCAGCAUUCAUG